AGGCAACGGGGACAUAUUUAAAAUCAAAAAUUGAAUAAGGAAAAAGAAACAUUUUAUAAAUUAAAAUGGUAUCUAUACAUAAUAAUAUUGUGAGUGGUCCUGAAGAAAGAUCGAUUCCUGCUCAUUUGUCAUAUGGUCAAUUUGUGUUUGAUAAAUUAAAAAGUGGUGGUAAUAAAACAGCACAAAUAUGUGCAGAAACAGGUAAAUCUGUGACAUAUAUGACUAUUCUGCAAAGCAGUGUUAAUCUGGCUGUGGCUUUACAAGGACUUGGGUUAAAGAAGGGUGAUGUGGUAGCACUUAGUAGUGAAAACCGGUUUGAAUUCACUGUUACAUCCCUUGCUAUUAUAUACUGUGGUGGAGUGCUCUCAACUCUCAACGUUACUUAUUCUCCUGGUGAGAUUAUACAUAUUUUAAAUAUAACGAAGCCUAAAUUCAUCUUUACAUCCCCCAUCACCGCUCAAAACAUUUAUGACUGCAGUAAAGAUCUACAGCAUGUAGAAAAACUUAUAUUGUUUGGCGAGUAUGAUAUAGUGCCGGGGGUAUUCUACGAUGACCUAGUGAAAAAUCAAGUGAACAUAGAUGACUUUACGUUAGUAGAUGUGAAUGGUGCCGAAGAUGUUGUUGCUGUGAUGUGUUCGUCCGGCACUACGGGGCUGCCUAAAGGUGUAAUGCUGACACAUGUGAAUUUUCUUACAUUAUCUGUGCAUAUGAAGUAUUAUUUAGAUACAUCUCAGCAGCGACACAAGCAUAAUGUGACCAAUGCUUUAUCUCUGAUACCUUGGUUUCACGCAUAUGGGUUCAUAACAACAUUGGCUAUAAUGUGCAUGCAUAUCGAAAUCGUGUUUCUGGUUCGCUUUGAGGAGCAACAAUUCCUGGAAACUAUACAGAAGUAUAAGAUCAAUAUGAUGACAAUCGUGCCGCCUCUGGCCGUGUUCCUGGCCAAGCACCCGCUAGUCCCUCGGUACGACCUCUCGUCGCUCAAUGAGGUGUGGUGCGGCGCCGCGCCCCUCUCUAAGGAAAUACAGGCUGCAGUCUCUCAGAGGGCUGGAAUAGGCCACAUCCGGCAAGGCUACGGGCUGACGGAGGUGACGAUGGCGUGCUGCGUCGACCUCACGGGCGGCGGCAAGCAGGGCUCCUGCGGCACGCCCGCGCCCGGCAUGAAAAUAAAAGUUUUAGAUAUAGACACAGGCAAGAAACUUGGUCCCUACGAGGAAGGGGAGCUAUGGAUCAAGUCUCCGCUGCGAAUGAAGGGCUACCUGGGCGACUGCGCGGCCGGCGACGCGCUGCUCGACGCGGAAGGCUAUCUGCAGACCGGUGACGUGGGCUGCUAUGACGAGGACGGGUUCUUCUACAUCGUCGACCGCCUGAAGGAACUCAUCAAAUACAAGGGAUUUCAGGUGGCGCCCGCGGAGCUGGAGGCGCUGUUGCUGCGGCUAAGCGGCGUGGCGGACUGCGGCGUGGUGGGGCGCAGCGACGAGAUCGCCGGCGAGCUGCCCGUCGCCUUCGUCGUGCCGCAGCCAGGCGCCAGCCUCAGCGCGCAGGAGAUACAGGCCUACGUUGCAUCCAAGGUUUCACCUGCUAAACGUUUGCGAGGCGGCGUGAUCUUUGUUGAAGAAAUACCAAAGAAUCCUUCGGGUAAGAUUUUGAGGAAGGAACUAAGAAAAAUGUUAGACACCAAAGUUAACAGUAAAUUGUAAUGAAAAAAUAAAAACCCCAGUACAAAUUACAAUUAAAUAUUUCUAUUUUAAGCUUUAAUAACUUUAUGAUUUUGCAUUAUUAGGUGUAUAAAAAGCUGGUCAAAUGCGUGUGAGAUCACGUUUAAGUAGGGUUUCAGUUAUGAUAGUUUCUAAAAACUUUGAUAGAGUUCGUAAACAUUAGUUUUUUCCCAAAAACUGCCUAAGAAACAUAAUUUAUAUACUUUAUUCGCAUAAGGAUAGAUUCUCAAGAGGUAUUACUAGAGUAUAGUGCCAGGCAGGAAAUAUUGUACAUGGAUCUUCGGUUGGUAAGCGUCGCGGGCCACGAGCUUGGCGUCUCUUGGAUCGUUACAUAGUCGCGCGGAUGGCUAUUCCCGCCACCACGCUUACCACCCGCGCGGGCGGUAAGCGUCACUGUAAAACCAGCCUGACAGAGGCAACGCUUUACGGAGCCCUUUCUUAAGGUUGAUUGAUAUACAAUAUUUCCUGCCGGCUACUGUAAGCCAAAAUUUUUUUAGCUCUCAUGCUCAGGUAUCCCAAAUAUUGUGUAGUGUGUCGAGUGUUCUUUAUGAAUUCCUUGUAUUAUCAAGGAACCCUAAAUUGACAUUAUGAUUCUUACUUUGUACCCGUUUGACUAAGGUAACAUUGAAAAAUGAAAAAUUUUGACUAAUUUUGUAAACGUUUGACUAAGGUAACAUAAAAAAAAA
Maniola jurtina (meadow brown) is the source of this 2401-nucleotide messenger RNA. Its product is annotated as luciferin 4-monooxygenase. The transcript is spliced from 10 exons. The record is from RefSeq and is a predicted model, not a curated record. Gene Ontology annotation, molecular function: long-chain fatty acid-CoA ligase activity. Lineage: Eukaryota; Metazoa; Arthropoda; Insecta; Lepidoptera; Nymphalidae. The coding region runs from base 66 to 1697 and encodes 543 amino acids. Gene Ontology annotation, biological process: fatty-acyl-CoA biosynthetic process; long-chain fatty acid metabolic process.